UGUCCCACUUUUCCUUGCGUCCUCCGUAAUUUCUUCGAUGGCCAGGUCAAGCUUCCUUUCUCCAAUGGCAUCCAUCAACCUCUCACACAAGCCACUUCAAUCCUCCUUCCUGUUUUCCCGUGGACAUCCCUCUCUUCUCACUCUAAACAAUCUUCCCAAUAAAUUCAGAAAUCCAAGUCAGUUCAGAAGACUUGUGAUCGCCAAAUCCAAUGGCGACGACGACUCAGCUGACCCUUCGGACCGUUUGAUUUCAGCCCUUUGUUAUUUCUAUCCUUUCUUUGACGGUAUACAAUAUGGGAAGUACGUAAUCACUCAGGUUUAUCCUGUUCAAGCUAUCGUACAGCCACUAGUUCCCGCAAUAAGAGUGUUCAAGAGCUUCCCCUUCAACGGGUUUCUAGUGUUUCUGACUCUUUACUUUGUUGUUGUGAGAAACCCUAAUUUUAGUAGAUUUGUGAGGUUCAAUACGAUGCAAGCCAUCGUCCUUGAUGUGCUGUUGAUAUUCCCUGACCUUUUGGAGAGAAGCUUCAAUCCAAGAGGUGGGUUGGGCUUGGAUUUGAUGAUGAGUUUGGAUAGCACUGUGUUUUUGUUCCUAUUGGUGUGCUUGAUUUAUGGUUCUUCUUCUUGUUUGCUGGGUCAAGCCCCUAGAUUGCCUAUUGUUGCUGAAGCUGCUGAGAGGCAAGUUCUUUGAAUGCCCAUUUCCUUUAAUUUUAUAGCUAUGUUAUCAUUCUCAACUUGAACCUAGUUAUCAGAAAACUCAUCUUUUUUAUUUUCCCUGUAAGCAGGCUCAAGUAAUGUAAGUUAGCUUUAAUUGUUUCUUUAGUCAUUGUAUUCUUACAAUACUUCCCACAUCAGAAAAUUCUUAUAUAUAUUUGAAUCUGGUGUUUAUUUGACACGAUGGAAGACUGAGAAAUGCUGCAUCUUUAUUUGGAUUGAAUUUAAUAUUUU
This is a messenger RNA of Neltuma alba, 945 nucleotides long. RefSeq names its product protein TIC 20-v, chloroplastic. The coding region runs from base 38 to 688 and encodes 216 amino acids. Lineage: Eukaryota; Viridiplantae; Streptophyta; Magnoliopsida; Fabales; Fabaceae. The transcript has a single exon. The record is from RefSeq and is a predicted model, not a curated record.